Molecule: messenger RNA, 4860 nt
Organism: Hyla sarda
Lineage: Eukaryota; Metazoa; Chordata; Amphibia; Anura; Hylidae
Gene: SLITRK1
Product: SLIT and NTRK like family member 1
Exons: 1
Coding region: 907-2997 (696 amino acids)
Biological process (GO): axonogenesis; regulation of presynapse assembly; positive regulation of synapse assembly
Cellular component (GO): postsynaptic density membrane; GABA-ergic synapse; glutamatergic synapse
Molecular function (GO): protein binding
Source: RefSeq, a predicted model, not a curated record
GUUUUUAGACAGAGCCCCAGCCAGUGUGCGCACCUGUGUGUGUGUGUACGUGUGUGUGACAUCACAUGGUAUCCAGAGGAGAUAGUCUCUAAACUUCUCCAGCAGCUGUGUCACUAGAUCACCGGUCUUUAAUACCAGCAUUUUUAACGCUUGCCCUGUGCACUGAUUGAUUUUUUCCAGCAUUCCCUCUGCAAAUGGAUUUUUCCACUGCAGCUCAGCAGAGGGUGUCAGAUCUUUCAGAGUGCACCAGGCUGGAACGAACAGAGCCUCUUAGCAACUGACUGGUUCCCUCAGACACACUCACACACAUUCUCAUAGACAUAGACACGCACACAGCAGCAGUGUGGAUGGUAAUCCGGAGCCUGAAGAAAAAGCUGAAAAACGCAGCGAUUGCGGAAAUUUCGCAGCGCCAUUGGCUCGACGUGCAGUGCUAGGCUGGGGCGUGAUUUCAGCACCAUCAAGCUGUGGACAGCGCACACUGACGAUGAGCGUUACCUACAGCAGAAUAGAAGCAGCAGCAGCUGAAUAGAAAAAUCCUAAAUCAAGGCAUAAGGAGGCUGCUGGAGAGGAACCUUCCCCAGCAUCUUAUCUCCCUGUCUGGCUGGCUGCAGCAUGGCGUGGCCGAGGACUGGCACAGGGCACAGCACACUUUGUGAAGCCUGAUUCUGCAACCUUUGGAUGUUUACUGCUGCAUACCUGCUCCAUUCUACGUGACUCUAAUCUGUGGAUCUAUUGUUGACUGGAGUCUGGGAUUACUGCAGUGGAGGAGACAAGGGGAGAGCCGGCAUCUUCAGAUCAGGUAUUUUAUUGCUGCUUUCCUUUAGCUGCUGAGUAACUGAGAUCUCUGUUGGAGAUGGAUUGUUAACACAUUGCGAUGAGAUCGGGAAUGCAUUGCUCUGAUUAAAAAUGCUGCUUUGGAUUCUGCUGCUGGAGAUAUCUCUUUGUUUGGCCGCUGGAAACGUUACAAGAGACGUUUGUAAAGAAAGGGUUUGUUCUUGUAACGAGGUAGAAGGGGAUCUGCACGUAGACUGUGAAAAGAAGGGAUUCACCAACCUCCAGCAUUUCUCUGCUCCCACUUCCCAGUUCUAUCAUCUCUUUUUACAUGGCAAUUCCUUAACAAGGCUUUUCCCUAAUGAAUUUGCUAACUUUUACAAUGCAGUCAGCCUUCACAUGGAGAACAAUGGCUUGCAUGAGAUUGUCCCUGGUGCUUUUUUGGGCUUGCAACUGGUAAAACGCCUGCACAUUAAUAACAACAAGAUCAAAUCGUUCAGAAGACACACGUUCCUGGGACUGGAUGAUCUGGAAUAUCUCCAAGCAGAUUUUAACCUGUUAAGGGACAUUGACCCAGGAGCAUUUAGGGACUUGAACAAGUUAGAGGUGUUAAUCCUAAAUGACAACCUCAUUAGCACCUUACCUACUAAUGUGUUCCAGUAUGUGCCAAUCACACACCUGGAUCUCCGGGGAAACAGAGUUAAGACCUUACCCUAUGAGGGGGUCUUGGAACAGAUCCCAGGUAUAGCUGAAAUUCUUCUGGAGGAUAACCCUUGGGACUGCAGUUGUGAUCUGUUAUCUCUAAAGGAGUGGCUAGAAAAUAUUCCAAAGAAUGCAUUGAUUGGUAGGGUUAUUUGUGAAGCCCCCACUAGAUUGCAGGGCAAUGAUUUAAAUGAGACCUCAGAGCAAGAGCUGUGCCCCUUAAAAAAUGCAGUUGAUUCUAGUCUAGCUGCUCCUCCUGCCCAGGAUGAGACCUGUGAUCCUGGUCCAAUCCCAACCCCCUUUAAAGUCAAUGGCCAAGAUGACUCUGCUACCCAGGGUUCCUCGGUAAGUGGAGGAACCAAGAUACCAGGCAACUGGCAGCUAAAAACGCGACCCACAGCUGUUGUGUCAGAGACAAAUUCCAAUGAUAAACCAAAUCACACCAUUGUGUGUCCAGCUGCCUGCAGUUGCGGUAAGCAAAUUAUUGGCACUGGAUUAAAAGUAGACUGCAGUAACAAAAAUGUCAAGAGUCUCUCUGAUUUGGAACCCAAACCAACCAAUGUUCAGGAAUUAUUCCUGCGAGAGAAUAAAAUCCACACCAUAAAAAAAUCCAACUUUCUGGAUUAUGUGAAUUUAACCUUACUGGAUUUAGGAAAUAACAACAUAGGCAUGGUAGAAAAUAAUACCUUUCAGAACUUGACUGAUCUAAGAUGGCUGUACAUGGAUAAAAACUGCAUAGAUACCCUUACCCCGGAUAAAUUCACUGGCUUGCAGAGCUUGGAGUAUCUCAACCUGGAAUUUAACUUUAUUCAGCUGAUUCUGCCAAACACAUUCAAUCCUAUGCCCAACCUCAGGAUUCUUAUCCUCAACAACAACCUUCUUAAGUCUCUACCUGUGGAUGUGUUUGCCGGUGUCAGUCUUUCCAAAUUAAGUCUUCACAAUAAUUACUUUAUGUACCUUCCAGUGGCAGGGGUAUUGGAUCAGCUCACCUCUAUCAUACAGAUAGAUCUACAUGGCAACCAGUGGGACUGCUCUUGCAAUAAUGUGCCUUUCAAACAAUGGGCAGAACGACUUAGCCCCGAGGUAAUUGUAAGUGAUCUCAAAUGUUAUUUCCCAGAAGAAUUCUGGGGGAAAGACUUCAGAUUUCUUUCUAAUGACAUGAUGUGUCCACUGCUGUAUGCAAAAAUCUCCCCCACUCUAAAUGCUCUUAAUAAAAAUAGCACUGGCCUUGCAGAGACCAAUACUCAUCCCAAUUCCUACCUAGAAACCAGCCGGGUAUCUAUUUCUGUGCUAGUACCAGGGCUCUUGUUGGUGUUUGUUACCUCUGCCUUCACAGUAGUUGGCAUGCUCGUAUUUAUCCUUAGAAACAGGAAAAGAUCGAAGAGAAGGGAUGCCAACUCUUCUGCUUCAGAAAUCAAUUCCUUGCAGACAGUAUGCGAUUCUUCUUACUGGCAUAAUGGCCCCUACAAUGCAGAUGGCACUCAUAGAGUAUACGAUUGUGGGUCUCAUUCACUGUCAGACUAGAUGUGCUAGAUUGGGAAAGUGUGGGGGUGGGAGGAGGGUUUAUUAAAGGCAAAUAAAUACUGCAACCUGGAGCUGUCACAUAUUCCAAACACAAAGAACACAAAAAUAUUGUGCAAUGCUGUAACAUUCGCUACAAUUGUGCCAUUUCCAUGAAUAGAAUUUGUUUCAAUGCUACCUUAUUGUGAAGCAACACUGAUGUCCAUGAAUAAUCCAAACAUUGGGUAAAAGACGCAUCCGGUACCAGUAAGCCAGCUGUGCUACCUGAGAAGUUGAUGGGGUAACCAGCCAUUUCUUGAGUGGGGGUUGUGUUCCAGAAGGAUCAAGGCUGGAGUAAUGGGAGGCUACUUAUCGUGCAUCAUCUGUUCCUACUGUGUUGGUGCAGAAGUGGGAACAUUGCACGAAGGCAUGAAUGUAAUGUAAAUAAGUGACUAGUGAAACUAAGUGCUGCAUGGCUCGCAUGGAUACAACGUACCCCUGGGGCGCUCAAGUGAACUGGAGAUCAAGUCUGAGCCACCCUUAAGUCUCUUCUUCUCCAAAUCUCUCUAUACAGUCUCGGUAUAAAGUGCCAUUGCUCUAUCUUUUGUAAUGGAUAACACAGAACAGACCAUAAGUUUACUGUGGAAAAAAAAAGAGAAUAAUAAUAAUUGUACUGUUUUAUUUAAUACUGUAUGUGUUUGCAUGAAUAGUUCCAUUAUUCCUUGAUUUUCUUUCUUUUUUUAUUUUUUAUUUUAUGCAAACUACCCAACGUUCAUUUACAUACAGUAUCUACAUAUGCAUUUCCAUUCUGAAUGUACAAUGGUUAUCGGUUGUUGUUAUUAUUAUUAUUAUUAUAAUUAUUAUUUUUUAUUAUGGUUACAGUGUAAACAUUCAAAGGAAAUCCGAUGCAGAUGAGCAUGACGAGUUAUUGUCGUUCUAAUGCUUAGGGUGGAGAAAAUAAUCAACCUAAAAAUAAUGAUGGAGGGUAUUAUGACAAAAAAAAAAAAAAAAAAGAAAGGAUAAUGUUGAAAAUUCAGUAUAUUCAAAAAUUUUAUAAUGGCAUAUUUUUCAGUAUUAAAGUGAAAUGUUUCCAAAUAUAAUUUGUCACUGAAUUCCUGUGUAAAUGGAGGUAUUGUGAAUUGGCUUUGGGGGUGGUAGGUGGUUAAUGCUGAUGCUCGAGGAUGCAUGUAUUUUUGAUGUGCCACCUAAUCCUUCGGUAAAUUAGAAGUCAGUUUGGGCGAUGCAGAUGCAGCAUUGUCUGAUAUUCAUGUAAUUGACUCGCCAUAGAGCAGACUCAUUAAGCUGAUUCCAGAUUUGAAUCGUCAGCAUUUCGAGCCCAGAUGCAGCACAAAUGACUGACAGUCUUGUCUGCAGACAAUUUAGCAUCAGCUUCUGGAGGAAAUUUGAAAACUAAUUAGUGGAAGAACAAUCCCAACGGAUUUUAACAUUGCAACAGAAUGUAUGAAUAAAUCGGUCUGCGAUCAAUCCCAUCUCGGUUAUCUUGAUACAAUGAAUUUUAUACCCCAUAGGCAAUGCACUAUAGAUCACAUAUACGCAUACAGUAUGUUUUUGUUUUAAGAACAGCUUGUGGUUGGCUAUUGAGAUUGAGUCUUGAAUUACCGAGGCUUGUUGGUUUUAUUGCAGUGGUUUCCUACUAUAUGGUUUAACAUGAAAUUGCAUUUUGAAGGCAUUGCAUGCAUCCAGUGUUGUCAGACAUCUAUAUAAUACUGUAAAUGUGUCGAGCACACCUACAAUAGAUACAUCCUAUUGAUUAGCUAAUAAAUGACAUGGAUGCAGCUUCUGAUUUCAGACAUGGGAGGAACUGAUGCAAUCAUUUGACUACCCAAGCAAUGUAUUAGACAUUUAGUUAUGGGUAUCUAAGUGAUA